Molecule: messenger RNA, 2832 nt
Organism: Bursaphelenchus xylophilus (pine wood nematode)
Lineage: Eukaryota; Metazoa; Nematoda; Chromadorea; Rhabditida; Aphelenchoididae
Source: the annotation of a GenBank genome assembly
AUGGCGGAAGCUCGAUCAGUGGCCGCGCUCAGUUUCUCACUGACCCACGAUGGAAUCUCGGUGAGCUACGACCAAGAACUUCUUCGGGACAUCUGGCAUGCGUUCUCACGCGGGUACAAGAAGAGACUCGCUAGGUUCAAGGUGAGUUUCAUAUUAAAAUUGACCAUUGCUUAUGGGUAAACUCAAAAAGCUUCGUGGACAACGUUAGUAAUGUAUCUUUCAGAACGACUUCACUGCUGGCGUCUUCCCUGCGAAUCUUCACUCACUUAUCUUUAUAUUGGCUCUAACUGGUCUUCUUUUUUUCUGGGAUCAUGAUAUUACAUUUGGAACAACCCAUUUACUUAGGAAUUAUGUUUUUUACUAUAUUUUUGGGUAAGAUUCUUAACCCAUAUGUAAUAUAUUUGUUAGUGAUGGACUGCUAUCUACCUGUUUGGCUGUUGGACUCGGUGGAGGCCUUUUGUGGUUCACUCUAGUCCAACUAUUCCGAUUGUCAAUCAAAUGGCUGUUGUGUUACAAAGGGUGGAUGUAUGAGAGUCCACAUUCUGGAUCUGUCUCCAAGGCCACAAAGAUUUGGUUUGUAAGUUAAUUACAAUCUUCUCUAAUCCUUAAUUUAGUCUAUUCUCCAUCUGAUUUCCAAAUUCGGCCCAACAUUGCAUUCUUUCCAAGGAGCCCUUCCUCAUUUGCCCUUACCUUCACUCGAUGAUACUCUGAAAAGGCACUUACGCUCAAUGCGACCUCUUUUGAAUGAUGAGGAAUACGACGAACUGGUAGACCUGACCGAUAAGUUCAAGAAGGGCAUUGGCAGAAGACUUCAGAGAUAUUUGGUCAUCAAAUCUUACCUUUCAACCAACUAUGUAAGUAUUCAACUGGGUACUGUAUUAGUAACUGUUCAUUCCAUCGUUAUUUUUGUUUUCAAUUUAGGUCACUGACUGGUGGGAGGAAUUUGUUUACCUGAGACAGCGGUCUCCUAUUAUGGUGAACAGUAAUUACUAUGGAUUCGAUACCUUGAAUGAUGACCCUACUCACAAUCAAGCUGCCAGAGCUGCCAAUGUUACAUGGGGAUCUCUGUUAUUUCGUCGGAUGAUCGAGCGCCAAGAAGUUUCUCCAGUAAGUCCAUUUUCUUUGUAUUUGUGUUUGUAUGUUUAGGGUUAUUACGUAUUUCAUUCCAGUUUGCCAUCUCUCCCCGUACCAAGGUUCCUUUCUGCACCAUGCAAUAUGAGAGAUUAUUCAAUUCAUGCCGAAUUCCCGGAGAAGAGACGGACAAGCUUCGACGAUGGGAUGAUGCCCGUCACAUUGCUGUGUACUGUCGCGGAUGCUGGUUCAAACUCCCAGUUCACAAUGGAAAGCGUCUUUUGGAGCCUCCAGAGCUCCAAUUGGCCUUCCAAGAGAUCCUCGACAGUGAAUUGAAACCAGCCCCUGGAGAAGAACAUCUCGCCGCGUUGACUGCCGGAGAAAGAACUCACUGGGCGUUGACCAGACAGAAGCAUUUCAGAAGUGGUGUCAACAAGACUUCGCUUCAUGCCAUCGAGCGAUCAGCUUUUGUUGUUAUACUUGAUGACGAGAGCGUUUCUUACGAUCCCAACGACCGCUCCAAAUUGGAUCAUUGGGCCGAGAGUUUGUUGCAUGGAAAGGCACAUGACCGAUGGUUUGACAAAGCUUUCAAUUUGAUUGUAUACAAGAAUGGCAGAGUUGGAAUUAAUGCUGAACAUUCGUGGGGAGACGCCGCCGUUACUGCUCAUUUCAUGGAAUAUGUGUUACUGAAGGAUUACUGUGUCCGAGGAUACGACGAAAAGGGAAAUUGUACAGGAAUUGUUGAGACUAUCUGCCAUCCUGAACGUCUGAAAUGGAAUAUUGAGCCUGAAGUUGAGGUAAGAUAAUAUGACUUGUAUUUGAUAUUAAAAUUUCCAGGAUAAGAUCGGCGUAUCCAUGGAGAUUGCUCAAAAGUUGAUUGAUGAUGUCGAGAUGGCCUUGUUGGUGUGGACUGACUACGGAAAGGGAUUCAUCAAAAAGUUGAAGAUCUCCCCAGAUGCCUUCAUCCAAGCUACCCUCCAAUUGACUUACUAUAGGGUGGGUUACGUUGUAUUUAAUUAUUCUGUCGUUUAGAACCAGCAGCGAUUCGCCUUGACUUAUGAAGCUUCUAUGACUCGGUUGUUCCGUGAAGGAAGAACUGAGACCGUCAGAUCGUGCAGUAUCGAAUCCUGUGACUUUGUUCGAUCCAUGUUGGACCCUGAGAAAAGUGUAGGUUUCCUUUCUUUUAGUUCGGAUUCUUUCUUAUAAAUUCAAAAGAAUUAUAAAUUUAUAUUUCUGCAGGCCGCCGAUCGACUUGAGCUCCUCCGGGCUUCAGCCGAAAGACAUCAACAGCUUUACCGCGAUGCCAUGUGUGGUCAAGGAAUCGACCGUCACCUUUUCGCUCUCUAUGUCGUUUUGAGAUACCUGGAAGAGGAGUCUCCAUUUAUGAACAAAAUCAUGCCUCCUACCUACUUGUUAUCGACCUCUCAAACUCCAAUGUCUCAGUGUGAAGAAGAAGCGACCCGCGAGAAUCUGAGUCAGGAAAGUCGACAGAAGUUGAUCUCGGCGGGUGGUGGCUUCGGUCCAGUCGCCGAUAAGGGCUAUGGAGUGAGUUACAUCAUCGUUGGAGAAAAUCAAAUUUCCUUCCACAUCUCAUCAAAACGGUCGGCUGAGAACACGGUAGGUUGAGCCACGAUAAUUUGGCUUUCAUAUUUUUAUUGAUAUUAUUUUUACUUUAUUUUCCAUUUCCAGAGUUCCGCUGGUUUCCGUGAAGAUCUCGAACAAAGUCUGCGAGACAUGCAUGCUCUCUUUGUUAAGUCGUAA